Molecule: messenger RNA, 1944 nt
Organism: Oncorhynchus nerka (sockeye salmon)
Lineage: Eukaryota; Metazoa; Chordata; Actinopteri; Salmoniformes; Salmonidae
Gene: mus81
Product: MUS81 structure-specific endonuclease subunit
Exons: 6
Coding region: 101-526 (141 amino acids)
Biological process (GO): mitotic intra-S DNA damage checkpoint signaling; resolution of meiotic recombination intermediates; DNA catabolic process
Cellular component (GO): Holliday junction resolvase complex; nucleus
Molecular function (GO): 3'-flap endonuclease activity; crossover junction DNA endonuclease activity
Source: RefSeq, a predicted model, not a curated record
GACCCCCCUACAGCAGGCUAUAGUUAAUACACAGGUGGUAGAUGGCUUCUUUGUGAAGAGGGUCCAGGACGUGAAGGAGUCUGUAGCCUACCUCACUGUCAUGACCCGAUACCUCUCCAAGCUAUACCAGAACUGUACGUUGGUCUGUCGCUCCAGGGAGCUAGAGGGGGAUGGACAGAACGAGGAAGAGUGUGGAGGGAGGGAGAGAGAGGACCCCUCCUGUUCUCUCAUCUCCUUCGCAGAGUUCAACCAAGGAGCUGUCAAGAACAAGUGUCAGACAGUGAGAGAGGUGUUUGCCAGACAGCUGAUGCAGAUCUCUGGACUCUCUGGUGAUAAGGCUGUUGCUAUACUAGAGCACUACAGUACUCUACACAGUCUGUUGAAAGCAUAUGAGCAGUGCCCCAGCGACACAGAAAGAGAGAAACUACUCUCCUCCAUCCGAUAUGGAAAACUGAAAAGGAACUUGGGUCCAGCUUUGAGUCGCACAGUUUACCAGCUCUACUGUACGAAAGGAGCACUGUCAUAGACACACACACACACACACACUCACACUCACACACACUCACACACACACCACAACACACACACACCACAACACACACCACAACACACACACACACACACACCUCUACAACGUAGUGGUUAAGUCAUUCCCUGCCAAUGUAAACCUAUAUGUAAGCGGCAGCGGGGUAGCCUAGUGGUUAGAGUAGGUAGCCUAGUGGUUAGAGUAGGUAGCCUAGUGGUUAGAGCAGGUAGCCUAGUGGUUAGAGUAGGUAGCCUAGUGGUUAGAGUAGGUAGCCUAGUGGUUAGAGUAGGUAGCCUAGUGGUUAGAGCAGGUAGCCUAGUGGUUAGAGCAGGUAACCUAGUGGUUAGAGCAGGUAACCUAGUGGUUAGAGCAGGUAGCCUAGUGGUUAGAGCAGGUAGCCUAGUGGUUAGAGCAGGUAGCCUAGUGGUUAGAGCAGGUAGCCUAGUGGUUAGAGGCAGGUAGCCUAGUGGUUAGAGCAGGUAGCCUAGUGGUUAGAGCAGGUAGCCUAGUAACCGAAAGGUUGCGUGAUCGAAUCCCCGAGCUGACAAGGUACAAAUCUGUCGUUCUGCCCCUGAACAAGGCAGUUAACCCACUGUUCCUAGGCCGUCAUUGUGAAUAAGAAUUUGUUCUUAACUGACUUGCCAAGUUAAAUAAAGGAUAAAAUAAAGUAUUAUUUUAAAAAGUUCCAGAAAUUAUGUUUAAGAAUGAAUUAAAGUCUUGGCUGUAGUUUGGAGAAAUAUUCUUUGUUGUUGUCGUCACUGUUAUAAACGCAUUUAUUACCCAUAACUCCCAGAGCUGUUCCAGUUGAUCACAUUAAAGCAUUUUCUGCUUAUAAUGGCCCUAAUAUACUGAGUGUACAAAACAUUAGGAACACCUACUCUUUCCAUGAGACUGACCAGGUGAAUCCAGGUGAAAACUAUGAUCCCUUAUUGAUGUCACUUGUUAAAUCCACUUCAGUCAGUGCUGAUGAAGAGGAGGUGGGUUCAGUCAGUGCUGAAGAGGAGGUGGGUUCAGUCAGUGCUGAUGAAGAGGGACAGGUUCAGUCAGUGCUGAUGAAGAGGAGGGACGGGUUCAGUCAGUGCUGGUGAAGAGGGACGGGUUCAGUCAGUGCUGAUGAAGAGGGACAGGUUCAGUCAGUGCUGAUGAAGAGGAGGAGAAGGGUUCAGUCAGUGCUGAUGAAGAGGAGACGGGUUCAGUGCUGAUGAAGAGGAGGGACGGGUUCAGUCAGUGCUGAUGAAGAGGAGACGGGUUCAGUGCUGAUGAAGAGGGACAGUGGCGACACGUCAUUCUGUUUUGAACCCUGCCUUUUAAGCUGGAAAAAAAGAGUUUGUUUUUAUGUUAUUUUGGCGUUGAUACGUGUGUCACAUAUCAGUUUGCAGAGAAUGUAAACCAUGUAAUAAAGCCGCAUACAAACCAUG